UGAGGCAUGAUUCAGGUCCCUUCUCAGUACCGUGAACUGAAAGUAAAAAUCACUACAGAUCAAGUGAAAUUACUUUACUUUUACAUUGAAAGCAGAUAAAGUUCAUUAUAAGAAUGUUUAUAUCAACGGGGGACGAUGUUCCUUCUUUCAAAGGCUUUACUUUGAUUAUGCCUGCAGUAUCUGUUGGAAAUGUGGGGCAGCUCGCAGCGGAUCUCAUCAUCUCAACACUGAACAUGCCCAGAGUGGGAUACUUCCACACAGACUGUCUCAUUCCUAUGGCUGGCAAUAACCCUUAUGCUACAUCUACUGAAGAUGCAUUCCAACUUAGUACCAACGCAGAUGUAUACUCCCACAGUGACUUAAAACUGGUUGUACUGCAGAUACGGGCACCUAUCAUCCAGACAAGGGUGAGAUCAUUCAGAAAGUUGCUUGUUUCCUGGAUGAAGAGUUGUGGAUUCCUCAGAACUGUGCUUCUGUCCAGCAGUCAUGCUUAUCAGAGAGAUGACCAACAACUUUUUGGCAUUUCUGUGCGGUACCUGUUGACGCCGUCUCUUCAUAAGGUGGAAGGCAAGAGAGUAGAAGAACUGGGCUGGAGGGAGAUGGAGAGAAUAAGUGUGUUCCCCGACAUAUCAGACUCAGAGCAGCGACUCUAUAUUCCUGGAGGAGGAAUCACCAAAGCCCUUUACACAGACUGCUGUGCAGAAGACAUCUCUAUGGCUGUCGUGCUGAUCUUCUGUUCAGAAGGGGACAACAUUCCUGAUGCUUAUACCCUUAUUAACAAAGUCAAUGACUGGCUACAUCUGCUAGAAAAACCUACACAGGGCUCUGUGCAGUGGAGGGUUCCUCCCUCAUGGAGUCUGCUGUUCGGCAGUGGUAUCCCACCUCUUCUCUUCUGAAGCAUCAGUGCAGGCUCUCAGAUGUGUGUGUUUUUUUUAAAUGGCCACUUUAAACAGAGUAAACAAUGUGGACUGAUGUACAACCAUCCCACUCAAAAUGCGUAUUUUGCUUGUACAUAAGUAAAUUGUUUUUUGCAAAGUCAA
Messenger RNA from Paramisgurnus dabryanus, 1040 nucleotides. It is a transcript of the gene psmg2, whose product is annotated as proteasome (prosome, macropain) assembly chaperone 2. Gene Ontology annotation, biological process: proteasome assembly. The record is from RefSeq and is a predicted model, not a curated record. NCBI's taxonomy places the organism in Eukaryota, Metazoa, Chordata, Actinopteri, Cypriniformes, Cobitidae. Gene Ontology annotation, cellular component: nucleus; cytosol.